This is a messenger RNA of Lathyrus oleraceus (garden pea), 3102 nucleotides long. Its product is annotated as transcriptional corepressor LEUNIG. Gene Ontology annotation, molecular function: protein binding; transcription corepressor activity. The record is from RefSeq and is a predicted model, not a curated record. Lineage: Eukaryota; Viridiplantae; Streptophyta; Magnoliopsida; Fabales; Fabaceae. The transcript has 22 exons. Bases 212 to 2827 code for a protein of 871 amino acids.
UAUAGUAACGCUUUAUAUACUGUCACUCUCUCAUACAAUUUCUUUACCCCUAAACCCAACUUUCGUUCCUAUUUGCAUGGCACUGUCACUCGUAACUUCUUCUUCUUCUUUUUUUCAAAUCAAUUUCAAUCCCUUUUCAUCUCAAUCUUUUUCCCUCUCAGUAGCCAAAAAUUAGCUUACGUUACGUGCACUCAUCGAUAUCGUUUUCUUCAUGGACUCGAAUAAUAACGAUUCCUUAGAUGUUCAUGCAAUGUUUCGGUACUUUUUGCAUGAUUAUCUUAUCAAAAAGGGAAUGUAUAGCACUGCUGCGAUUUUCAUGAACGAAACCACCGUUCCGCAAACUCCUACUUACCCGAAGUGUUUGGAUUUAGAGCUUGAUUCUCCAGAUGGAUUUCUGCAUGAAUGGUGGUCUAUUUUCUAUGAGACAUAUUUGUCUAGAGUAAAGAGGCAUCAAGGGUCUGAUCCACAGUCCUCUAAUAAAAUGGUUUCUAGAUUGACCAAUACUCCAAUGGAUGAUAGUUCCACUUUUAGAAUCCCCCAAAUGCCAAUGAUUGAGCAGAGAUCUCAACAGUUUCAAGCCAGCUCUAGCUUUAACAGCAUCAUAGCACAACAGGCUUCUCACUUGAUGAUACCUUCAAGACUGCAAAAUAAUGAGCACCUUGGCAAUUUUGCUGAAAAUAUUGAUCCAAGUGUGCUUGCUCUUUUCAGUGAAAAUAACCCGGACUUCUUCUCAGGGAUUAGUUCAAUUCACCCAUCGCAAGAUGUAGGCAACCAGCUCCAGAAGCAAGUCUAUAAGGAUAGUGGUAUUCGUAUGCGUGUGGGGCCUCCCAUACCUAGAAACCCUCUGGAUGCAAGACAAAAAGCAAUGCUGCCUUUAGAUGGAGCUCAAGUAACAAACAACUAUGAAGCUCCUAAUUUUGUGCCAACAAAUGGAUUGCAAUUAAAUAACCAGAUGCUAACUUCACUUUCGCAAAUACCAAACUGUGGACAGCAUCCUCAAGUGUUGAACAGACAAAAUCAGGACGCAGUCCUAAGUCAAGAACUUACAAGUACUUCUAAUGGUCAGAUUUUCACAGCUCCUAGAAUCUCUACCAGAUGUAACGGUCAAGUAACAAACUAUGAAGCUCCUAAUUUUGUGCCAACAAAUGGACUGCGAUUAAAUAACCAGAUGCUAACUUCACUUUCGCAAAUUCCAAACUAUGGACAGCAGCCUCAUGUGUUGAACAGACAGAAUCAGGACGCAGUCCUUGGUCAAGAACUUAUUACAAGUACUUCUAAUAAUCAGACUUUCACAGCUCCUAGAAUCUCUACCAGAUGUAACGGUCAACUAACAAACAACUAUGAUGCUCCUAAUUUUGUGCCAACAAAUGGAUUGCCCUUAAAGAACCAGAUGCUAACUUCACUUUCGCAAAUGCCAAACUAUGGACAGCAGCCUCAUGUGUUGAACAGAGAAAAUCAGGACGCGAUCCUUGAUCAAGGACAAGAACCUACAAGUACUUCUAAUAGUCAGACUUUCACAACUCCUAGAGUCUCUACCAGAUGUAAUGGUCAAUAUCCAGAGAUUCCCAAGAAUGAAACAAGCAAUAAGGAUAGAGAGAUACUGGACCAAGUUAUAGUUGGAGAACCUCAAUGUCAGCCGGAUCUUCAAAUGCAGAUGCAGUCCCAAAAUCUUGAUAUACUGGACCAAAUUAUAGUUGGAGAACCUCAAUGUAAGCCGGAUCUUCAAAUGCAGAUGCAAUCCCAAAAUCUUGAUAACCGCGCAAAGAGAAAGAUAACAGACCGCUUGGGACCUGAAGAACCUGUCCUGGACUGUGUGGAUGUAGCAGAUGAAAAACCAGAAGAUGAAAAUGUGGAUUCUUACCUGUCUAUUGAAGAUGGAAAUUCUGAUCAUCGAACUAUGCCUUUUAAAAAUCUGAAACGAAUUUCAGGAACAAACAGUAGAAAUGAAAAUAAAGAUUUUUCACUCCAAGAAAUUGGAUGCCUUCACUCGAGCAAAAGCAAGGUUUUGGCCAGCCAUUUUUCAUCAAAUGGAAAAAUUCUGGCAAGUGCUGGGCAUGACAAGAAGGUUUUUAUUUGGAAGAUGGACACCUUUAAUAAUUAUGCUACUGAAGAAACACAUUCACUUCUCAUCACAGAUGUUCGGUUUAGGCCAGGUUCAACUAUAUUUGCAACAUCUUCCUUUGAUAAAUCUGUAAGAGUAUGGGAUGCAGACAGACCAAAAAAAUCGUUGUUCAGCCUUUCUGGACAUUCUGAACAAGUAAUGUCACUGGACUUCCACCCAAGUAAGGUGGACCUUCUUUGCUCGUGUGAUAGCAAUGAUAUAAUCCGUAUGUGGAAUGUGAACCAGCGUUCUAUCUUACAUAUAACUAAGGGAGGUAGUAAACAAGUUAGAUUUCAGCCUGUUCAUGGGAAGUUUAUAGCUACUGCUACUGGAAAUAUUCCCAAACUAAUUGAUGUUCAGACCGCUAAAGUUGUGUGCAAUCUAAAGGCACAUGAUAAAGAUGUAGCUUCCAUUUGUUGGGAUAGAAGUGGAAAGUUUCUUGCUUCUGUCAGUGAAGACUGUGCACGAGUUUGGUCAGAUGGAAAAUGCAUCAGUGAGUUGCUUUCAAACGGGAACAAGUUUCAAUCGUGCGUAUUUCAUCCAACAUAUUCUAACCUCUUAGUUAUUGGUGGCUAUCAGAACCUUGAAUUCUGGAGUCCAAUUGAGAGCAGUAGAACAAUGUCAGUAAUGGCACACAAAGGGUUGAUUGCUGGACUGGCAGAUUCACCCGAAGAUGAAUUGAUUGCCUCGGCUAGCCAUGAUUGCUUGGUGAAAAUAUGGAGAUAAGGAUUUGAUGGACGCGCUUCUGUGCCAGGAUGUUAAUCUUUAGGGAAUAAUGACAGGACUUCCUUUCCUGCUAAAUCUUUUUGGGAUUGUUUAGAUAGUCUAUAGUUAAAGGUUUAUCACAUUACAAAGGGACCCAAUAAAAGUUUUAAUAUUUGAAUCAAAAUCAAAUUUUAUGAUAUGAAAUGGAGUUGAAUGAAUCAUUUUUAGUGGAUUGUUGAGCUCCAAAACAUCUAUCUAGACAUCAAGGGAGUUGAAUAAAGUGUGAUUAAGGAGAA